Messenger RNA from Phycodurus eques (leafy seadragon), 4881 nucleotides. RefSeq names its product coiled-coil domain containing 12 (gene ccdc12). Gene Ontology annotation, cellular component: post-mRNA release spliceosomal complex; U2-type spliceosomal complex. Lineage: Eukaryota; Metazoa; Chordata; Actinopteri; Syngnathiformes; Syngnathidae. The coding region runs from base 36 to 551 and encodes 171 amino acids. The transcript is spliced from 8 exons. The record is from RefSeq and is a predicted model, not a curated record.
UUAUAGAGACUACAGAGCGGCGUGGAGGGGCUAACAUGGAGAAAAAUAUCGGGUCUCUACAGGAACAAGCCCUGAAGCGAAAAGAGAGACUGAAAGCGUUGAGAGAUAAAAAACUUCACGGGCGAGAGCAGGAAGAUGGCGAGCCAGAGCAUAAAAAAGCUUAUUCGGAAGAGGAGACACCGGAGAAGAGACACGCGGAUCUGAAGCUGAGAAAUUACACUCCUGAGGAUGACGAGCUAAAGGAGAGGCAGGUCCCCAAAGCCAAACCCUGCAUCAGAGACUUUUUUUGGUUUCCAGUGGAGGAUAAAGUCAAAGACCAGUUAAAGGCUGCCAAUCCAGAACCCAUCAUUGAAGAAGUGGAUUUAGCAAACCUGGCCCCAAGGAAACCAGACUGGGAUCUCAAGCGGGACGUGGCAAAGAAACUGGAGAAGCUGUCAAGGAGAACACAAAGGGCCAUUGCUGAACUCAUCCGCGAUCGUUUGCGAGGCAGCGAGGAGGAGCUGGCCGGAGUGGUGGGAGCGGUACAAACGGAACAGGAAGACUCUGACUGAUUUGGAGAUAGAAGAAAAGACACUCUGGAAAUGUGGAUAUCACAAGGCCUAACAUGACCCUAACAUCGCAUGUUUUGGAAAUGUGGGAGGAAGCUGGAGUACUGUGAGAAAAUCCACGCAAGGCAGGCACCAGGAGAACAUGCAAAAUCCUCACCGAGAUGUGAGAUUCAAACCCAGGACCUCUUCACUGUGAGGCAAAUGCGCUAACCACUAGGCCACAACCGUGCUACUCGACACGCAAAUGAUAUUGGUGAAUUACAAAUCUAUUUUAUUCCUACCUGCACCACCAUGGCCGUCUUGCUGCCUUUACCCAGAGAGUCCUGCAACAAGUAUGUAAGGCGAGAGUUCCUGAAUGGGAUGUGAGUCUGUCGCGCUCUCAGGGCUUGAAUGACGUCCCCGAGGGCCAAAAGGGAGCGGUUUAUAUUCUGGGCCUCCUUCAGCCUCUCGCCCUCUGCGCCAGACUUCCAUACCCUCUCCGAUCCCGCCAGGUCAACCAAGUUCAACUUGCCUGAGGGCAAGAAAAAGAAAACCCCAUCGAUGCUUAAUUAGAUUACCUGGACAUCUCAUCUGUGCCUAUUAGGAAAACGUCAACAGCAGGUAUUUCCAAAGAGAUGUGAAAAUGUUGAUGCCUGUGCAACUGACCGGUGGUUUUGGAGCCAGUGGCGAGGUCUGUGCCCUGAACGGUGAUGCAGAGCAGAGCAUGAGAGCGAGAGCUGUGCUGGUUCAUCUGAGUGCCAAAUGUGAUCCUGUUCCUGCGGGCCAUGGCUAAAAUCUGGACCCAAACAAAUAUUCAUAUUCAUAUUAAUAUAAACAAAUAUUAACAAUAUUGUUAAAGUCGAUCAAGUGAAAUGCCCGUUUGUCGCAGGGGAUACAUUCCAGACCCACCCGCAAAAGGGGAAAAUCUGCACUAUAGAGACCAUAUACAAACCUCUUUUACCCCUCACACAUGCGUUAAACACAUGUAAACUUUGUAAAACGCACUUUUAAACAUUUUGUAAACGUAUUUGAACACGAAAAAAACUGCAAGCAUAAAAUAUAUGCAAAAUACUGUAUAGUAUUGGUAAGCGCUCUGAAUACUUGGGCCAAGAUUAUAAAGUGCCUUUGGCUGAAUUAAUGAUAAGUCUCUCUUAAAACGUGUUUCCUUUAUUUUAUACAAUUUUUAUUCAUUGUAUGUAUGUGAGUUUGGCAUUUCCCACAUACUGCUCUGUUAAAUACACUGGUUAAAUGAUGACAAUUUAUUUUAUUUUUUUAAAAGGGCUUAACUGUCCACAUUUGUCCACAGUUAUUUGAUAAAAUGAGUCAUUUUGAUCAUGUAUAUUCUGUUUUCAUAAUCCUAUUGAAUAUUUUUCACAUCCCAACAAUUGCUCUCCACCCUGUCAUGUGGGGUAACUGACCCUUUAUGAAACCCUCUGUUUUCAAGACUAUUUUGUCUUUCUUCGUUGGAGGCUUAAAGAGUGACUAGUUGCAGAAUAAAUACUGUAAUUCCACUUAUCUUUCUGAAUUUCCACUAUUAGGUGUGUAGCUAGAUGUUGUCAAGCUUAACAUGCCCAGUCUGUUAUAGUGAAAUAUAAAUUGAUAUUAAAAAAAAAAAAAACACUUUCAGAAAUGUGAACUAUAUAUGCGGAAUAUAGCAGAGGAACGAGCAAAUAUCACCUUCUUGAUAUGCUGGAAACUCUUAACCUCGAUGACCCUGAGUCCCGGCACGUGUAGCUGUCCUGUUCCAUCCGGGUUGAUUUUGAUGUCCAGUUUCUCUCCAUCCUUACUCAGUAGAUCUCUGAGAUUCAAAGUAUGUCACUACCCGGCAGCCGUAAUCCUAUUGCCAUGCCUCGCUCAGGAUGUACUGUAUCUUUACCUUAGCACCUCAUUGUAGAUCUCCACGGAGCUGACAGUGACAGUGUAGGACCACAUGUCCUUCCGCUCCUCAAUUUCACUAAAGAGAUGUUUCAGGGCCCUCUGGUUGAUGCCAGGGUUCUCCAUACUGCCCUAAAUAGCAGAACAAAAACAGCCAGCGCUGAUUUAAUUGAAUGAUACGUUGCAAUUGAAUAUCUAGGAAAAAAGAUGCUGUAAAAGAGUUCAUGGUUGUAGAUGACCACGAUGUGUUCCACAGGGCGUCCUCCAGUUGCUUAUGAUAUUGCGGAUAAAUGUACACUAAUACAGCAUCUCACUACAUUACAAUAUUGUUGAAAACGUCAUUCCAGUAGUUAAAUUAAUUAAUUAACCGGUUACAAAACAGUUGAUGACCCCAGGUCUACUAAGUAUCAUGCAGAGGAAAAAGUACAUACGUUUUUGUAUAGCACUCACAACAUCAUUACCUCCAUAGUGUAUGUCUUCCCAGAGCCAGUCUGUCCAUAUGCAAAUAUGCACACAUGGUAGCCAUCGAUGCUUGAGGUCACAAGAGGCUCGAUCUCCUGAAAGACCUAAAGGCAACAAAAUGCAAGUUAUGAUACAGCUUUUCAGACGAUUCCUUGUCUGUGUUGUUUAGAUGUUCUAACCUCUUCCUGUGUAGCCUGACGAUGGAAGACCUUGUCCAGCUCAAAAAUGCGACCCUUCCCUUUACUCAGCACACUCAGAGAGGACUCGUUAUCGGGGUCCGUGGUCACCACCACGGAUUGGCCCUCCUCGUGCUGGUCCUCUUUCAGCACAGGCUUCACACGGCACAGCACACGGAUGUUGCCUAGGGAUGCAAGACAGACAUAAUAUGAUACAGUUACUUACUAUAAGAACCAUCAACGGUUGACAAUAUAUGACAAUAUCCCUAACAUACUUGAGUCAGUAAAGUGACCCAAAUCCGCUAUAUGCGGAAUGUCAUGUGACCAAACCCGGAAAAAGGUGCUUCGACCCAUUUUGGAGAAUGUGGAAGUCGGUUGCGCAUAUACCGGAUUGUACUGUAUAUUGCAUCUGUGCAUACCUUUUAGUUCCACCAGCUGCUCAUGCAACUUCCUCCGGAGUGCAACCUCCUUUCUGUAUUUCUCCAGGAGGUCUUUGUUGGCUUCUGACAUCUCAGAGAUCGCUGCUGAAACCUGCCAAACGAGAAUGAUGACAUUAUUUUUGUGCGUCUUUGACUGAUAUUGAGCAGUGGCGCGCCGUGUAUUUGGUACCUCGGCCUUGAGCGGGGACUUACCCAACUUAAUUACCUCUUAAUACCACCACUAUCAGAAUUAAUAUUUAUCUAAUAAUGUGACAAAAAUGUACAACAUUCAAAUACAUCCUACUCACCAGAGAUGCUCAUUAUGAAGUAUAUUAAUGUGUGCAGAUCAUGACAGAUAUGUGUUGUGCUAGUUCAACUUGGCUGUAACAAGUUUUGCUCAAACCGACCAAUCAGAUGUCGGAGAGAUGCCGUCGUUACUGUGGUUAAAGAAACGGUCCCAUUUGUAAUAUCGCUUAACUUAGAUCAGCCACAUUGUAGAUACGGUUUCCCUCAGAGGGCCGUUAUGAUUGUAAAACCAUAUAAAUGUUUAAUCGCCUCAUCAUAUUAUUACAUAUACACAACAAAUUGAUGGAUAACUAGUUUUGAAAUCAGAAGUCAAGGAUAAUGGGUUUUUUUCAACGAUUGUUCAAGUAACUGCAAAAGGGGUUUGGAGGCAAAACGUGCUUACAAUAGUUUAUUAUUUAUUACAUAUGAAUAUUAGAUGAAAAUUUGGAACAGAUAUUAGUCAGAAUCAUGGAAGUUGACACAGAUUGAAGGUUGAAGUUGACAGAGCUCAUGAUUGGAUUUUGUGGGCCACAUAAAAAAAGGUGGUGGGCUGAAUCUGGCCCCUGGGCCUUUAGUUUGACACCUGUGAGAUAGGGAGUUGGAAAUGAAUGAAUACAAUUUCAUGGGAAAAAUAUUAGAAUAUGGAACAAAUUUACAUUGACUAAGGUUAGUGCCACUGAUAUUGAGUAAUGCGAUGUUGAUCACCUGUUUCUUUGCCUCCUUUAUCGCCGCGCCGUAAAACUCCGAGAAGUUCCGAACUUGGCUCCUCAGGCUGGCGUAGUCUGUUUUCAUGCAGCGCAGAGUUGGGGGGAGGGCCGUCAGGCGUUUUUGUAAACCUGAUGAAAAAAAAAUGGUCUUUAAAUUCGGCUUAAUAGAUUGAUAGGAGAAGUUCAUGAAGCGCAAGUGAUGUAACCAACCGAAGAACUGGUGCUGCAGGUCCUCAAAGUGUUCUGCUGAACAGUUAGCAGCGGCCUUCACUGCCUCCUCCUUCCUCUCCUCCAAGUGGCCGAUCUCCUUCAACAGCUCCUCUCUCAGCUGUCCGAUCUCCCGCUCAUAAGCUGCAAUCUAUUAAAAAAAGGGCCACAAAUAUGUCCACUGGUCAUCUUAUCUGGUCUAGUAGGUGUACUGUGUUGGAAA